GCGCCCACCCGCCACACCGCAGCGAAGAGCGCGCAGCGAGUCGCCGAGCUCAUUACAUCACCCCACACACUCCUCCUCCCCGAAUCCAUCCACCUCGCCGGCGAGGAGGAGGAAGUAGAACAAGAUGGUGGGACUCCUGCCGGAGACCAAUGCCGCGGCGGAGACCGACGUGCUCCUCGACGCCUGGGACUUCAAGGGCCGCCCGGCCCCGCGCGCCUCCACCGGCCGCUGGGGCGCCGCCGCCAUGAUCCUAGUGGCGGAGCUGAACGAGCGGCUGACGACGCUGGGCAUCGCCGUGAACCUGGUGACGUACCUGACGGCGACCAUGCACCUGGGCAACGCCGAGUCCGCCAACGUCGUCACCAACUUCAUGGGCACCUCCUUCAUGCUCUGCCUCCUCGGCGGUUUCGUCGCCGACUCCUUCCUCGGCCGCUACCUCACCAUCGCCAUCUUCACCGCCGUCCAGGCGUCGGGGGUGACGAUCCUGACGAUCUCGACGGCGGCGCCGGGGCUGCGGCCAGCGGCGUGCGCGGCCAAAGGCGCGGCGGCGUGCGAGCGCGCGUCGGGCGCGCAGCUGGGCGUGCUCUACCUGGCGCUCUACCUGACGGCGCUGGGCACCGGCGGGCUCAAGUCCAGCGUCUCCGGCUUCGGCUCCGACCAGUUCGACGAGACGGACCGCGCCGAGAAGAACCAGAUGAUGCGCUUCUUCAACUGGUUCUUCUUCUUCAUCUCGCUCGGCUCGCUGCUCGCCGUCACGGUGCUCGUCUACGUCCAGGACAACCUGGGCCGGCCGUGGGGGUACGGAGCCUGCGCCGCCGCCAUCGCGGCGGGGCUCGUCGUCUUCCUCGCCGGGACGCGGAGGUACCGCUUCAAGAAGCUGGUAGGCAGCCCGCUCACGCAGAUCGCCGCCGUCGUCGUCGCCGCCUGGCACAAGCGCCGCCUCGAGCUGCCCGCCGACCCCGCCAUGCUCUACGACAUCGACAUCGGCAAGGUGGCCGCCGCCGAGGAGGGGUCGACCAAGAAGACCAAGCGCAAGGAGCGCCUCCCCCACACCGAGCAGUUCCGGUUCCUUGACCACGCUGCUAUCAACGAGGACCCGGCGGCGGAGCCGAGCAAGUGGCGGCUGGCGACGCUGACGGACGUGGAGGAGGUGAAGACGGUGGUGCGGAUGCUGCCCAUCUGGGCGACCACCAUCAUGUUCUGGACGGUGUACGCGCAGAUGACCACCUUCUCGGUGUCCCAGGCCACCACCAUGGACCGCCGCAUCGGCUCGUCCUUCCAGAUCCCGGCCGGCUCGCUCACCGUCUUCUUCGUCGGCUCCAUCCUGCUCACCGUCCCCAUCUACGACCGCAUCGUGGUGCCGGUGGCGCGCCGCCUCAACGGCAACCCGCACGGUCUCACCCCGCUGCAGCGCAUCGGCGUGGGCCUGGCGCUCUCCGUGAUUGCCAUGGCCGGCGCGGCGCUCACCGAGAUCCGGCGCCUGCGCGUGGCGCGCGACGAGGCCGUCCCCGCCGGCGGCGUGGUGCCCAUGUCCGUGUUCUGGCUGAUCCCGCAGUUCUUCCUGGUGGGCGCCGGCGAGGCGUUCACGUACAUCGGGCAGCUGGACUUCUUCCUCCGCGAGUGCCCCAAGGGCAUGAAGACCAUGAGCACGGGGUUGUUCCUGAGCACGCUGUCGCUGGGCUUCUUCGUCAGCUCGGCGCUCGUGGCCGCCGUGCACAAGGUGACGGGCGACCGCCACCCCUGGAUCGCCGACGACCUCAACAAGGGCAGGCUCGACAACUUCUACUGGCUGCUCGCCGUGAUCUGCUUCGCCAACCUGCUCGUCUACCUCGUCGCCGCCAGAUGGUACAAGUACAAGGCCGGCCGCCCCGGCGCCGACGGCAGCGUCAACGGCGUCGAGAUGGCCGACGAGCCCAUGCUCCACUGAGACGGGACGCGACGGGACCCAUAUCCGGCCGUCCGUCGGCCGCCGAUCCAACGGCGCCGAUUGCUCCGCAUGUGUUGUACUAAGUGUCGACGUGGCAUCUGGCAUGUAUACCCUUUGUGUAUCUAUCGAGUACAGUGUACGCAGCGAGUGGUGCCUGCGUACGCGUGUAGUAUAAAUUAAUAACUUGUUUCUUAGAGGGGGGAGAUUGUAAAACCGCAAGGUGGGGACCGGGUGUCAGUGACUCCGUGUUGAUGCAUUUUGUAAUGGGAGAGGGAGGGGGUGGUUUGAUCUUGUCGCGGUGGAAAGAAAAACCUCCACUGCAUUGUUUAAAUCAUGCAAAAGAGAGGGUAAAAGAAAAUCAAGGAUGUGUGCUUUUUCGUUGAUU
Messenger RNA from Panicum hallii, 2312 nucleotides. RefSeq names its product protein NRT1/ PTR FAMILY 6.3-like. The transcript is spliced from 4 exons. The record is from RefSeq and is a predicted model, not a curated record. Gene Ontology annotation, molecular function: nitrate transmembrane transporter activity. Gene Ontology annotation, biological process: oligopeptide transport; response to nitrate; transmembrane transport. Bases 125 to 1927 code for a protein of 600 amino acids. Lineage: Eukaryota; Viridiplantae; Streptophyta; Magnoliopsida; Poales; Poaceae. Gene Ontology annotation, cellular component: membrane.